CACACCACGCGCUUGGCAAAACAUGGCGAGAGGCGUGCCGAAGUUUGUUUAUGAAUUUGCGGAAGUGAUUGUGUGUUAAAUUUGGGAGGAUUUGAAAAUAUAAGGAACUUGCCCAGCCUACUUUCUCAGCAUGGAAGAUGGAGGAAAUGAGAUUGAGGUGGUGGUCCAGAGCGUCCUCGCGCCGGGGUGUCCCCAGGGGCGGUUCCCACUGCAGGUCCCCAGCAACAUCUCCGUGGAGGGGCUGAUGCGACGGGUGUGCAAGGACGCCAAUGUGCCGCUGUUGCCACACUACGUGUUGAAGAACGCCAGGAAUGAGGUGCUCCCCUCCCUGGAGACGUUGAACAACUUGGAUGUGAUCAACGGCAGUGUGUUACACUGGGACGAUGACGAUUUGUCUACAAAGACCAGCGUGAAAGGCUGGUGCAACACCUGGUGGUUCAUGUGUCUGAUCGCCUUCUUCAUUGGCGCCAUCGGUCUUGUCGCUAUCAGUAUCAUCAAGUCCAAGGAGUCUGCGGUAGCCUACAGUUAUGGUAUUGUGUUCGAUGCUGGCUCGUCACAUACGUCCAUGUACAUUUACCAGUGGAAUGGCGCCAAGUUGAAUGAGACAGCAGUAGCCUCUCAGUUCGGGGAACCAGUCACUCCUCCAGUUGCAGGCAUCUCACACUUCACGACUGACACUACUGAAGGUCGACAUGUGGUCAAGAUCUGUUUGGACGCAGCGCAGGAUAGGAUACCACGCAAGAACUGGAAGAAGACCCCGGUGUACCUGGGCGCCACAGCUGGGAUGAGGAUGCUCAAUGAAGUGAACAAGACCAUCAGUAAUGAAAUCCUGGCUGUUAUCAGAAAGGCCAUCUCUGAGUAUUCCUUCAUCACCAGUGACGACGAUGCCCUUAUCAUCACCGGGGAGGAAGAGGGGGCCUUCUCUUGGAUCACCAGCAACUACGUCGAGGGCACCUUCCACGUGACCCCUCCCACAUCCAACAUGUUAUCAGAGAAUAUGAAGCCUAAGACAACUGGAGCUCUAGACAUGGGCGGGGCGUCGGCACAGAUCUCAUUCAUCCCCAACAUGACGGUCCCCCAGGGGUACAGUCGGCCUGUAGAGCUCUACGGACACAACUACACCCUCUACACUCACAGCUUCCUCUGCUAUGGCAUCAACGAGGCACUGCGGCGCUACAGAGCAGCCCUUGUACAGUCCCAGAACUUCUCAGUGGAAAUCAAUGACCCAUGUGCUCCCGCUGGCUGGAAGAGCAACUUCACCCACGAUGCACUGUUCCAGGCCCCGUGUGUCGGGGGGCAACAUGCUGUCGAUACCUUCGGCUCUCGCAUUAUCCCAGACGUGUACCUGGAUGAUGACACAGUGUUCUUGUUCAGUGGCGCCAGUGAUGUGGAGAAGUGCCAGAGUUUUGUGGCAGACAGUCUCUUCAACUUCUCCGCCCAGUGUGACGACAGCCCGUGUUCCUUCAAUGGCGUCUUCCAGCCUCCUGUCGUUGGCGAUUUUUAUGCGUUUUCUACAUUCUACUAUGUGACAAACUUCCUGAACCUGACUGAUGGGACGAAGGCCUUCACCUUGCCAGACUUCCAUGCUGCAAUCGAUGGCUUCUGUAACAAGACAUGGCAAGAGGUGGAGGUGAUGCCAGCUGCCAAGAAGUCCGCCCUCCCGUCCUACUGCUUCCAGAGUAACUUCAUUGACAUCAUUCUGACAAGGGGAUACGGCUUUGAUACAAGUAACUGGAACAACCUACAUUUUGUUGAAAAGGUUGCCAAUACGAAGAUUGGUUGGUCGCUAGGGUUUAUGUUGAACAAGAGUAAUGGGAUACCAGUGAAUGAGCCGCAGAACUCUAUAAGCACAGUGACCUUUGUUCUGUUAACGGUGUUGUUCGCACUGUUCAUCCUGGCCGCUGUUGGGUUCGCCUGCCAUGCCAGGCUGUACAGGGCAGCUAAAGCCAAGAGGAAAUACACAAGACUUGCUGAAUAUGGAAGCAUUUGAAGACACCGGGAUUAAGUCUUGAUGAUUAUUACGAGUGUCUGUUAGUGAUGUAAUUGGUCAGGAAUUUACUUACACGGAUCAGUAUUGGAAAGGAUAUUGUUGUAUGAAGGCAAUAGGUGUCUAAAUUUGUGGUAGGUUGUGUAAUUCCGUUGAAACUUAAACAUGGUGUUUGAUUGUGUUUUUGGAUUUGUAUUUGGAAAACAUUUAAGGUAAUUUUGGUUAGGAGUUUUAAGAAUUGAACAUUGAAUGGUUGGGUGUAUUGGGAAAUCAGGUGCAUCCGUUUUAUUUGCAGUUCUACAGAUGAAAUGUAUGUUCACAGAGAUAAAUUAUUUUUGUAUGAUGUAAAUUUACUUAUAUAGUAGUAUUUACAUGUGUUCUUUACAAAGUAGUUUUGUAAUCUGAAUAUUUUAUCACAUGCGUUAUUAUUUUAGUCUUGUUAAAAAGUGUGUUUACUGUAAAGGAAUGACCCCUGAACUGUGACCUUGACCUUAUGUUAUGGUGAGUCAUGAGGUAGGAUGGCCAUUGAGGUCAUUUAUGUAGAACAGCACAACUAGUGACCAUCAACUUGAGAUUGAAAUCCUUAUAUCUUCAAUUAACUUUUUUUAUCUUAAGUUUUGUCUUAUUAUGAAACCAAUGUACAUUUUAUAUGUAUUUUUAAUUGUUGUUUUAAGAAGGGACUGCAGAAAAGUGGACAGACAGUUU
This is a messenger RNA of Haliotis rufescens (red abalone), 2692 nucleotides long. Its product is annotated as ectonucleoside triphosphate diphosphohydrolase 1-like. The coding region runs from base 131 to 1990 and encodes 619 amino acids. Lineage: Eukaryota; Metazoa; Mollusca; Gastropoda; Lepetellida; Haliotidae. The record is from RefSeq and is a predicted model, not a curated record. Gene Ontology annotation, biological process: nucleoside diphosphate catabolic process. The transcript is spliced from 12 exons. Gene Ontology annotation, cellular component: plasma membrane. Gene Ontology annotation, molecular function: GDP phosphatase activity; UDP phosphatase activity.